Molecule: messenger RNA, 3125 nt
Organism: Carassius auratus (goldfish)
Lineage: Eukaryota; Metazoa; Chordata; Actinopteri; Cypriniformes; Cyprinidae
Product: zinc finger BED domain-containing protein 4-like
Exons: 2
Coding region: 776-1168 (130 amino acids)
Source: RefSeq, a predicted model, not a curated record
GAACUUCAUUAACAGUGGGAAGAUGCUGCUUGACAUAUUUGCUUAGAAGUGAAACAGUGCCUUUAUUCUGACCCUAAAAUCCUAAAGACACAAUUUGGCUGUGUUUGAGUUAGUAAGUCAGUGGUAGGCCCCUGUUCAUUGUUUCCAUGGCAGUGCUGACACAAUGGCAUGCUAAUUGGAAGGAAUUACUCCCUUGGGGACUUUGAAAAGAAAUGGAUGCAUAAUUCUGGGGUAGGACUGGACAAUAAUUCAAAAAUUUCAGAUUUCAAUAUACAUUACAUAUUUUGUCACUGACUGAUGUUCAGGGUCCAGCUAUCAGAAAGAGCAGGACAACAGACUACCUAAGCACCAUAAAACUUUAAGCCAGUCUAAACCUGAAACAUCACCAUCAUCACCCCCAACACCAGCUGUGUCGAAAGAGAAACCCAUGCAGCAAGCACGGAUGGCUUCAUACAUGCCUUAUGACAAUGUCAUCAAGACAUAACUAAGACUGUUACAAACUUCUUGGCUUAGGACAUAAUGCCAUUUAGUACAGUGGAAAACGUGGGUUUCAGGGAAAUUAUGUCAGUCACCUUGGCCAAAAAUAUUUUUCACGCUCCGCUAUACCUAGACUUUAUGGUGAAGUUAGGGAAAGGGUGGAGGAGCAACUGAAGUUAGUGUCAUUUUGCGACCAAAUCUGACCUUUGGUCAGGCUGAACCUAGUAACCAUACUUGAGCAGGACAGUCCCCUUUAUUGAUCAAGAUUGGAAGCUCGUCAGCUUAUGCCUCCAGACUUAUGGAUGCGCUCGCCUCCUGGAGACUCUGCAUGAAACGGAUGGACGAGACUACAAUACUUCGGGCACAGACAACUGUGCUAUUGCGAAAGUUACCCAAGACGAGAGUGGACAAAGCAAUUGGGAUCUGUAAAAAGGUGGUGGCUGCCUUCUGCUGCUCUUGGAAGAAGAAACCGGAUCUUGCAGCUGCUCAGGAGGAGUAUGACUUGCCAAAGCACAAGUUCAUCUAUGAAACACCAAUAAGAUGGGGCUCCCGUCAACAAAUGGGGAAGUGGGUUCUGGAGCAGAAGAGGGCCAAAAGUCAAGAAGACCAGGCCACUGGUUCCUACCUGGCAAGAUGUGGAUGUUUUAGAGUCCAUAGAUUUAGCUCCAAGCCAAUUCCUCAAAUUCACUGAUUCCUUGUCCGGUAAUUCCUAUGUCAGUGUAUCAUUCCUAAAACCAGUGAUGUAUCUCUUCAACACCUCCAUCCUGAAGAAAGCAGAGGAUGACACGGAGCUCUCCAGGACCAUAAAGACAUCAGUGAUGGGAUACCUCAUCAAAAAGUAUGAUGACCCAGCCUUGGAUGAUCUGCUUGAUGUGGCAUGCCUCAUUGACUCAAGAUUCAAGCUUCAGUACACUAAGGAGGUUGAAAAGAGAAAACAUCAAAGAGAGAGCUGUGUUGGAGAUGCUGAAGGGAGAGAGAGAGCUGUUGUAGUAAGGGAAGAGGAGUCCAGGUAAGAAGCCAUGGUAGAUGCUUUAGCACCAGCCAAGAAGACAAAGCGGUCUCUGGCUAGAUUCUUUUUUUUUUUUCUCAAACAUGCCCAACACUACUACUAACACCGAAGGCUUGAAUCCACUGCAGAGGGAGGUCGGCAACUACCUUCUGUCUCCAGAUGCUGACAAUGACUCAAAUCCUCUGGACUGGUUGAAAGUCUAUCAAAAGAACUUCCACAGAGUAAGCCAACUAGCACAACAUGACUUGUGCAUACAGUUGGCAACAUUGCCACAUGUAACAGGGCAUCUCUGAAGCCAGAUAAUGUAGACCAGCUUGUUUUUCUUGCCAGAAACCUCUAGCGCAGGGGUGUAAAACUCAGUUCCUGGAGUGCUGGAGUCAGGGUUCUAGACUGUGACCGAAUGGUUGCAUUUUGUGACCCUUUUUUUCUGCCAGUGCAACUAAUCUUUGUGAGCAGUCGCAGUGAAGAAAACCUCAAACAACAAAGAAACUAAAGUGAAACUAAACCCUACUACUUUUCAGCUAUUUUUGAUGUGAUGAACAAAAUAUAGUUUGUGGUAAACAAACACUUGUAUACAUUUUUUUUUGAAUGCAUCAAAUCACAACUAUAACAAGCAGCAGAAAGCACUUAUUGGCUUAGUCAUUCAUUUCUACUUUUUCUCUAUAUUCUGAAAUUAUAAAAUCACUAUUAUAAAAAUCAAGAAUUCAGAUUUUGUCAGAAUUGUACUUGUAUUGUAAAUUUUGUGAAUUGUAUUUUUUAUUUUUGUGUAUAUGAAGUCAGAAAAGUCAAACUUCAAUUUGCUACUAUAUAUGCUAGAAAAAUAAUGGUACAUUUAAUAAGAGUGAAAUAUUUACAUUUUCUAUACAGAAAAAGUAGAUUUUAAUCCUGUUACUGUUGUUAAUCAAAGUAUAUUUAGUAUGCAUCCUAACCGAAGCUUAGUGCUUUAGUCAAAUAUGUAUAAACAAGAUAUAAAUGAACAUGAAAUAAAAGUAACUGCACUGCCCCAGCACUACAAUUUCUGCUCCUGGCGCCACCAUCUGUAGAACUUAGUGACGCUGGUGCCGCUGCCCUCAAAUGUUUCUGGAGCCCUGCAGGGUAGAUUCAACCUUAAUUAAAUGCACCUGAUCCAACUAAUUAAGUCCUAAACUAUAUGGUAUAUGUGUUGAAGCUGGAUUGGAUCACAACUCUGCUGGGCUCCGGCCCCUUCACGAAUUGAGUUUGACACCCCUGUCCUGUCAUAGGGUGUCAUCAAUACUCAGCAAUGUCCCUGCCCCAGCAACAUGUGUUUUUGUUGUUGCUCACUCACUUGUUGUUGUUUUGUUUUUCUCUCUGUUUUCUGCUGUAACUCAACUCUUCAUAUUCUUUAUCUUGGCUGUUGCACUUUUGUUUUAAUCUGUAAGAAUAAUCAUUCUAUGUUACAGUUUAUAGUUAAAGAGAUUAUUAUUAAUAAGGUGAGUCUAAUGUUAAUUUGAUGGUGAUUUCACAUUUCUUGUUUGUAUGAAGGCUAAAUACAAAUAAAAGCCAAACAUUACUUUAUUUGUAGCCUUUUUAUUUCUAAAAUAUAAUAUCAUUUCAAAAGAGGAGGUUCCCAACACUUGAUUUUUUUUUUUAAGUUUGUAGGUGCAAUCAUCCUUUGUGG